This is a messenger RNA of Tympanuchus pallidicinctus (lesser prairie-chicken), 1297 nucleotides long. RefSeq lists its product as uncharacterized. The transcript has 4 exons. The record is from RefSeq and is a predicted model, not a curated record. Bases 650 to 1297 code for a protein of 215 amino acids. Lineage: Eukaryota; Metazoa; Chordata; Aves; Galliformes; Phasianidae.
ACCACUGCUCUCUUAACCAACGUGCGGUCGGAACUUGCGGCUCUCAGGUUUUCAGUAUCAACACAGACACAGCCUCUGAAUUGCUUCAUUCCCCCCUGCCAUUCGUGCCCUUCCCGCUGCUCGUCGUUCUGCUCAUCCGUCAGUCCUUCCGCAGUGCUGAGCUCGGCAGGAGGACAGAGGGGAGCAGCUGGGAGCCUCACAGCCUCCUCGCGUUCCCAUGCAGCGGGACAGCACUGCUGCGUGCGACGGCCCUGAUUCCUCCCUCGUCCCCCUUUUCCUUUUUUUCCUCCCUCGUCCCCCUUUUCCUUUUUUCCUUCUCAUGCACUUCCUGCUAUCCCGCCUUAUCCCCGCCUUCCCUCAUCUCUUCUUGCACUCUUUGACCCCUUUUUCUCCCCGCAUCCUUAUUUCUCUUCACAUUCUCCUGUUCUUUUUUCCCCUUUCCUCUUCUUCGUCCCCAGCUCCGCUUCCCCCCACCUCACGUCCCCUUUCUUCUGUCCCUGUACCCCAUUUUUCCCUUUUUUUCUCUACCCCCUUUUUUUUGUUCUCUGCUGUCCCCUAUUCCCUUUUUCCUCUUUGCUCUCUCUCUCCUUUCUUCCCCCUCAUCCUGUUACAGAAGAGAGUGAAGGAAUGAUGGACAAGCUGGUGCAGGAUGGCAGCAGCAGGGUGGAAGCCCAGGUUCCGGACACGGCUUGGUCUUCUAAGCAGCGUGAGGACUGCGAGAAAGACUUUGUUGGAUGCAGCAGGAAAGCACAGCCGCUGGUGGAUGCCAGUGUCCGCUCCUGAGGCUCUGCGCCAAGGAUUGGCGACUCCACCACCAGAAGUAGCAGGCAUUUUGGGAUGUCCAAGGUUCCGUAGUGAACGUGUCCUGUUCCUGGUAAAGGUGUGGGCGUUCCUGGACACGAAGGUAUCUAUCUUCCUGCCUUGCCCAUGUGCCCAGUCCCCCACCAGAUGCUGUUUGCCUUUUGGCCCCCCUGAUUUGCUGUACUGCUGCGCCCUGAUCCUUGCAGAGGGGCUCUCAUUGGUCACCGGCAGCGCCGUCCCGCCCUUGUCAGCCUCUCAUUGGUCUUCAGCAGUGCCGUUCCGCACUCACCAGCCUGUAAUUGGUCAUCAGCAGUGCCAUCUUGCCCACAUUGCCUCUCAUUGGUCAUCAACAGCUCCGUCCCGCCCCCGCAUGCCUCUCAUUGGUCAUCAGCAGCGCCGUCCCGCCCCCAUGUACCUCUCAUUUGUCACCGGCAGUGCCAUCCCACCUUCACGUGCCUCUCAUUGGUCAUCAGCAGCGCUGUCCCGUCCUCGCUAG